This is a messenger RNA of Chelonia mydas (Green sea turtle), 2572 nucleotides long. RefSeq names its product transmembrane protein with EGF like and two follistatin like domains 1 (gene TMEFF1). Gene Ontology annotation, molecular function: protein binding. The transcript has 11 exons. Lineage: Eukaryota; Metazoa; Chordata; Testudines; Cheloniidae. The record is from RefSeq and is a predicted model, not a curated record. The coding region runs from base 258 to 1469 and encodes 403 amino acids.
GCUCCCUUUGUUGUAGCCGGAGCGGUGGCAGCGGCGCUGGUGGGCGCAGCGCACAAAGGAGCGAGCGGCCGGCGAGGGAGCGCAGCGGCUGCCCAGGGCGCAGGGACGCGCCGGGGGAGCCGGGAGGCGCGCGGGGGCGGCGCGGGCCGGCGGCGCCGGGUCUCUCGGGCGGUCCCGGCGGGGAUGCUGAGGGCUGGCUCCGGCCCGGCGGAGAAGGGACGGUCCCUGCAGGGCAGCGCUGCCGCCGGCUCCGAUUGAUGCCCUGGGCCUGCCGCUCCCAGCCGCCGCCGCCACCAUCCCGCUGCCGCUCCCCCCCCGCCAUGGUGGCGGAGAGCCCGGCCGCCGGCCGGCCGCUGCCGGGCCCCCCCCGGGCGUGGUGCUACACCUCGGUGAUCCUGGCGUUCGCCCUCGCCGCCCUGCCCCCCGGCCGCGCCUCCAACCUGCUGCCCGGCGGCGAGUGCCAGGGCGGCGGCAAGGGGAAAGGCAUCAACUGCUCAGGUUUCUCCCUGGAUAUUCUCUCUGAAUUAAAUGUAAGGGAGUCUGAUGUGAGAGCGUGUGAUGAGUCAUCAUGUAAAUAUGGGGGAGUGUGUAAAGAAGAUGGAGAUGGCUUGAAAUGUGCAUGUCAGUUUCAGUGUCAUACAAAUUACAUUCCUGUUUGUGGAUCAAAUGGAGACACUUACCAAAAUGAAUGCUUCCUCAGGAGAGCUGCUUGCAAGCAUCAAAAAGAGAUAACAGUGGUAGCAAGAGGACCUUGUUAUUCUGAUAAUGGUUCUGGAUCAGGAGAAGGGGAGUAUGAAGGAUCUGGAACAGAAGUUCACAGAAAACACUCCAAAUGUGGGGCUUGCAAGUACAGGGCUGAGUGUGAUGAAGAUGCAGAAAAUGUUGGGUGUGUAUGUAAUAUAGACUGCAGUGGGUACAGUUUUAAUCCUGUGUGUGCUUCUGAUGGAAGUUCUUAUAACAAUCCAUGUUUUGUUCGAGAAGCAUCAUGUUUGAGGCAGGAACAGAUUGACAUAAGGCACCUUGGACACUGCUUAGAAUCAGAUGACACCAGCUCAGUAGGAAAGAAAGAUGAUGGAAUGCAAUAUCGACCAGAGGUGAAAGAUGCCAGCGAUCAAAGAGAAGACAUUUAUAUUGGAAACCACAUACCUUGUUCAGAAAGCUUCAAUGGUUACUGUAUACAUGGAAAAUGUGAAUUCAUUUAUUCCACUCAGAAGGCUUCCUGCCGAUGUGAAUCAGGAUAUACUGGACAGCACUGUGAAAAGACAGACUUUAGUAUUCUUUAUGUUGUCCCAAGCAGACAAAAGCUUACACAUGUCCUUAUUGCAGCAAUAAUUGGAGCUGUACAGAUUGCCAUUAUAGUUGCAAUUGUCAUGUGCAUAACAAGAAAAUGCCCUAAAAACAACAGAGGACGUCGACAGAAGCAAAACCUAGGCCAUUUUACUUCAGAUACAUCAUCCAGGAUGGUUUAACAUGAUGAUUUUUAUACCUACAUUGACCAUGUGAUGUACAUUUUUAUUAUAUCUUUUUUUAAAGAAUGGAACUAUUUAUUUCAGAGGCCUUAUUUUUGGACAUUUUUAGUGUAGCCCUGUUGGUCUGUUGUAUUCUGAAAGCAUCAGCUCUAACAGCUAAGGACUGUUUUAGUAAUUUUCCUUUUAUGUUUUUGAAUACUGUAGUUCAUUUUCUGUAUCUGUAUCACAUGGUUAUAUAAUAGAUUUGUGCUUUAUUCAUGGAAUGUAAUAUUUUUGAGAACACAGACUUAUUUCACCAAUGGUUGUAGAUAAAAAACAAAAAUACGCCCACAUUACCUAGCAAACAAGGCAUGAACUAAAGGUAAAGAUGUUUACAGCUUACUUUUCUUACGAAAAACUAGGAGACACUGUGUUUAAAUACCGUAGAUAUUUAAAUGUUUUUGAAAGUUAGGAACUGAUUUUUUAGACACUGCCUAUCGCAUGAACUGUGAAGCUGUGUGCUGUGUGUAGUUGUAACAUAUUCAUAAGAUGUAUUGGCUGGGUCUAAGCACUACCGUCUUCAUAAAUAAUUCUGACACUUUAUUUUUAAAACAUAAAAAUAUAAAUUUCAUAAUCCAGUAGAGCAAAUGGCAUAGUUCCAAAAGACGUAGGUCUUGGUAGAUUUUGGUAUUGUAAAAAUCUGUGUUUGAAUAAUCAAACUCACAUGAUUGGAAUAAAGCCUACUUUAUCGCUGUUAAAACUGCUUUAAUACUUAUUAAACUUUUUUUAAGACAAUAGAUGUUUUAACACCAACAAGACAGAUUGUAUAGUGUUUGUGAUUUAAAAAAAUUAAGUUAAUUAAUGACUAGUGCUCUUAUAUAGAAUAUUUUCAAGAGCUAAAUAAAGUCCAUCCAAGCUAGUCUGCUGGUUAUAGUUAUAUUAAUAGACUGUUAGUUGUUGUUUAAAAGAUCCAGAGAUAGAAUGUGAGUAGGAUGUGUUCAGCUGUUUAACAUGUAGUUUAGGCUUUCAGAAUUCUGCAUGUAGGAUUUAAUAAUUUGUUCAAUAAAAAAAAUGCUUUCAACAUUUGAACUGGAGAAGCAUGUCACAAUACAGUGUUUUCAUUA